AAAAUGUCAGAGCUGGAAGGACGCCUCCAGCAGGCCUUGUCCACCCUCCACCGGGAACAGCAGCUGGCCAGCCAGUACUGCAGGGAGAAAGAGACCUUGGAGAAGGAAAAGGCCGCCCUCUCCUGCAGCUUGGAGGCAGAGCGUGUCCGGGGGCAGAACCUGGAAGCCGAGUGGGAUCUGGACCGGCGGCAGCAGGACGCUCUGCGGGCCACCCUGGAGGAGCAGCAGAGGAUCUGGGCCCAGCGGGAGAAACAGCUGGAGGAGCAGCUCCAGGCGGCGCAGGAGGAGAGCCGGCUGCACCUCGAGAAGGAGAAGAUGGUGGCCCAGCGGGAAGCCCAGAAGUCCCUGGAAGCCCAACAGGCCUUCUCUACGGCGCAGGCAGAGAUGCAGGGCCUGCAGGCCGACCUGGAAGCCGCGCGGCGAGAGAGGGACACCGUGAAGAUGGAGAUGAGCUUGCUGAAGGCCCGUUUCGAGACCCAGAAGGCCAAGCUGGAGUCGGAGCUGAAGGUGGCCUUAGAACAGCGCGUGACGGAGCGGCUGGCCGAGGUUCACGAGGACAGCUUGCGCCAAAUGAGCGCUAUGCGAGAACAGCACAG
Notechis scutatus (mainland tiger snake) is the source of this 596-nucleotide messenger RNA. The record is from RefSeq and is a predicted model, not a curated record. Lineage: Eukaryota; Metazoa; Chordata; Lepidosauria; Squamata; Elapidae.